UCUAAGCUUCCAAAUUCCAUCAUCCACCCCAGCUUGCAAUCCUGGUCGGAGUUGACUUCGCGAUUGCGCCCAGGGGUUCUGGCUCUCCGAAGCUCUCGCCAACUCCCCCGAACCAAAGCAUCAAGCCGACUCGAACCCGCGCAAUAUCAAUGGCACCAUAACUGUCUUUUCCCGUUCUGAAUUUCCUAGUUGCUUCUGCUUCUUUGCAGCAUCAACCAAACUUCACAAUGCUCGCAACAACCCCCCGCCUCCACGUCCGGCGCCCCUCGCCAACAACAGCCGAAUUCACAGUAACAACCCGCCCGCCACCAACUCUCGCAGUCCGCGUCCUCUCAGGCCUCCUCUUCACCCUCCGCAUAGUACUCUUCUUCUCCUCGAUUCUCCUCCUCCAAGCAGCCCUGGCAGAAUCACGAUACGUCACCUCCCUUCUCUCCGCAUCGACAAGAACAAAACCCACUGCAGCCGCAACUGCAACCGACGGCCCAGACGCCCUUUUCUCGAGCGCAACGCUCUGGAAGGUCCUCCUUUUCAUACGCACCUCAGCGCCAGGCCGCCUAGCGCACGCCGCGGCAGCAUCGCACGCGAUACCGCUACCCGUCCUGGUUCCGGGGUGUCUGCUCGCGGCGUACGCGACGCUGAAGCGCACGCAUACCACUGAGAGUCUUCUCGUGUUGCGCGGGCUGGGGAUACAGACGAGUUCGACGAGCGGGAGUUAUCUGUCGGCUGCCGCGACGCGGUUCAUACCUACGGAGAAGAUUCAGGAUGUGUUGGUGAAUGAGGCUUUCAGGGGCUUCGAGGUGCGGUACUAUUUGAUUGUCAUUGUUGAAGGGGAGGAGGAUAUUGUGGUGGUGUUUCCGAGGAUACUACCCAAGAAGAAGAUCGUCGAGACGGUAUGGAGGGGCGUGAGGGGGUGUCUUUGGGAAGCGGAUGGCGGGAGCAGUAAUAGGAAAAUGGACGAUAGAUGGCAGAACGGGGUAUAA
Messenger RNA from Colletotrichum scovillei, 980 nucleotides. Its product is annotated as GPI-GlcNAc transferase complex. The transcript has a single exon. The record is from RefSeq and is a predicted model, not a curated record. Gene Ontology annotation, cellular component: glycosylphosphatidylinositol-N-acetylglucosaminyltransferase (GPI-GnT) complex. Gene Ontology annotation, biological process: GPI anchor biosynthetic process. The coding region runs from base 228 to 980 and encodes 250 amino acids. NCBI's taxonomy places the organism in Eukaryota, Fungi, Ascomycota, Sordariomycetes, Glomerellales, Glomerellaceae.